This is a messenger RNA of Anopheles funestus (African malaria mosquito), 2602 nucleotides long. RefSeq lists its product as uncharacterized. Lineage: Eukaryota; Metazoa; Arthropoda; Insecta; Diptera; Culicidae. The transcript is spliced from 3 exons. The record is from RefSeq and is a predicted model, not a curated record. The coding region runs from base 108 to 965 and encodes 285 amino acids.
GUGUUUGUGUGUGUAUAUCCUCCGGGUGUGUCCAUUAAACUCCAAGAAUUUCCCGGUAGCAAAGUGUACAGUGUUACGGUUGUUUGGAGCUUCCAUUCAAGGACAUCAUGACGCAAGGAUAUGGUGCGAUUUCAGUCGGAGUGCUACUGCUGCUAGCAUUUGUCUGCCAGAGUGCGGUCGGUGAACCAGAUCCUGGACCGGCCGGUGCCGGCCCUACACCAACCAAGCUCGAUGACUACGUGCUCAACACCCAGUCGGAGUGCUACAAAUCGAAACGGUUGCUGUCCUGCUUCAAGUAUCGCUUCUCCCGGUACCUUUGGUCGUUCGCAACCGGGCGCAUGAAUUGGUUCGCUUCGGAGAAUCAAGCCGUGGAAAAUACUGGCGGUUUGAAGCUGGUACGGUUAAACGAACCGAAGGAAGACGACGUGUUCCCGGAGGCGCGACAAAUAAACCCGUACGAUAGCGAGUUGAUAAGAGGUGCCAAAUUUCUACAACGUUCCCUCAACACCUUCAUCGCUAGCCAUGGUGUGCAGGUCGGCAUGGGUGCGGAAAGUGGGGCCCGAUUUCUGGCGGACGAAGAUUUUGAAGCGCGCGGCAAGAAGCAGAAGCAGCGCAAAUGGAGUCUCAUCCUACCGUUGGCGGUAAUGUUGAAGCUGGUACAUCUGAAACUCCUCCUCAAGCCGAUCCUGCUCGGUGUGGGACUGAUACAGGUGCUGCUGAUUGCUGGCGGUUUGCUGCUAUUCCACUUCUUCCGCAAUACGAACAUUUGCAAGAUUCAACCGCACGUCAUACACGCACAUUCGCAUAUCUCGAGCGAAUCCAGUCCGGAACUGUCCUAUGCCGCGUAUGGAGCGUACCCGUCCUAUUCAGCCUCCCCGUACAAUGCGUACAGCAAGGAUUGGGCCAGCAACCGGGCGUACAGCGGCUACAGUUUCCUCGAUGCCAUUGAUAAUCAUAAAAUCUAGAACCUUUUUAAAUGGAUGGAUUCACGAAUCUGACGCAACUGAGCACAGUUACUAUAUUUCCUAGAAUUUGGGUUUUCCCCUUUUUAGCUACUCUAGUCUCACUUUCAUCUUUGUCUGACACUUCUGCACCUCACAGCAUGUCCACGUUUUUCUUGACCUCCUGUCAACUCUUGUCUAUUGCUUCAUUUUUCCUUCCUUAGUACGCACCCGAUCUGCUUCCUAUUCUUUCGUAUUUUUCUUGCACUUCUAUCUUAUAACUUUUUCUUUUCCCUUUCGUACAUUCACAUCACAGCUAGAAGAAAAAAAAAAGUUUGUGUAAGCUUGGUGUUUAUUUUCAUCAUCCCUCAAUCCUAUCCUUAUCCCACGACGGCUGCUCAUCGUCGAUUGUCUAUGUAGUAAUUUGAUGAUUAAUGUAUUUAUUUAUUGAUUUAAUUAUUUAUUGAAUUAUUUAUUUGUUUCGUUGGCGCGCGUGCAGCGAAUUUUGCUCGAGGGCAUCCCCCCCGAGAGGCACGAAUAUACUGUAGGAAAAAAGACACGGAACCGGACGAAAAGAACAGAGUUUGCGUCCAGCGUCCAUUGGAUGCGAUGAAUAAAUGUGUGUGAAAACAGUACCAAAAGUGGAUGGUCAUUUUUUUGUUGUUGUUCUCCUUUUCUCUCUGUUUACACUUUUGUGCUUCGUCUCUCGAUUCGCUCGCCUACAGUCCCAACCAAAGGGUCACUCCCAAGGGGUGGUUGCAAUAUGGCUGGGUUUUGUUGUUUUUUUUUGUUAUAUCGAUUUUUUAUCCGACACCUUAGCAAGCAAAACACUUAAUGGCGAGGGUCAUCCAGUUGGCUGACGAGGGCAUUAUUCAGCAUCCGUCAGCUCUUGUUAAGCGAAACUGGUUCGUCGGUAAGGUGUUACGUUGGAAAAUGGAGGAAAAAUGUUUCCAAUAGCGUUACAAACGUCGUGUUAAGCAAAACGCUUAAAUCAAGUUCGACAUGAAUAAAACAUGCACAGACAAAGAGUUAUGACAAUUGGUAAGAAAUAACCCCAAAAUUCAUGAAGUACGAAAAAAACACACUUCCUAUAGCUGCUUCAUAAUAAGUUCUUAUUAUUCAAACUGUGAUUGAAAUUAAUUUCGUUUGAAAAGGCUUUCAGUUAAGUAGAAUUGGUUGGAGAGCUUUUCCUCUUUCGCUGCCCCGCGAUUUUUGUGACCCUUGUCAAAUGAUUCUCCUAAUUGCGAACAAAGCAUUCCGAAGCUUAGGAUCUUCCUGUCUCUGUAUUGGCCCACUCAUCAAUAUGCCGUUGUUAGCUUUACAUGACAUUCGGGUACCAUUUCUGUACCGGAUCUUGUUUCUAGAAAACUGAGGACCAAUUACUGAGAGUUUCUGGAAGGUUAGAACAAUGCAAACCAUGUUUGCAAGUUAAGCUGUAGGAAAUAUUGAAAGACACAGCACAGCAUCAACGUCAAUAUAAAUCAUGUAGGAAGGGGUAGCUAAUGGAACCCUAUUUGGAAUAUUUAUUUUGAAAAUAUAUAACCCCUGAUAUACUCGUUGUUUGGGUAUAUUUAAAUGUUAUAAAAUACGAUACAUUUUUAUUUUAAUAAAAAAAUAAAUAAAUGCAAAACUAAUAAAAAUAGAAGUAAUACAAUUAAUGG